AUGGAAGUUUCUACACGUUCAACAACAAGCAGCAUGGAUUUAAGCACAAUGUUCGCGGCUAUGAUGGAAAAAAUGGAAACAGCCAACAAGAACCUGGAAGCGAAAUUGAACGAAAAUUCGAAACAGCUUGCGGAGGUUAAAACUGAACUUCUAGCUGAAGUCAAAGAAGAAUUUCAAGAAACAUCUAGAGUCAACAAUGAGAAACUUCUUGCCGACAAUGAGAAACUUCGUUCUGAGGUUAAAGCUGAAGUCAAAGAAACUAUUAAACACUUAGCGGAAAUGGAAGCGAAACCUCAAGAAUCUCUUAGAGUAACAGAUGAGAAAAUUCAGGAAAUGUCUGAGGUUAUUAACUGCAGAAUGGAUGUCAUUGAUAAAAAGGUUUCGGACUUAGAAACAAAAGUGAAUAAUGUUCAAUGUCAAGAAGGAGCAGUUAUUAACAACAGAAUGGAUGAAAUUGACAAAAAGGUGUCCGACUUGGUAACAAAAGUGAAUAGUCAUCAGUAUCAAGAAGGAGCGGAAGAAAUGGAAGUUUCUACACGUUCAACAACAAGCAGCAUGGAUUUAAGCACAAUGUUCGCGGCUAUGAUGGAAAAAAUGGAAACAGCCAACAAGAACCUGGAAGCGAAAUUGAACGAAAAUUCGAAACAGCUUGCGGAGGUUAAAACUGAACUUCUAGCUGAAGUCAAAGAAGAAUUUCAAGAAACAUCUAGAGUCAACAAUGAGAAACUUCUUGCCGACAAUGAGAAACUUCGUUCUGAGGUUAAAGCUGAAGUCAAAGAAACUAUUAAACACUUAGCGGAAAUGGAAGCGAAACCUCAAGAAUCUCUUAGAGUAACAGAUGAGAAAAUUCAGGAAAUGUCUGAGGUUAUUAACUGCAGAAUGGAUGGCAUUGAUAAAAAGGUUUCGGACUUAGAAACAAAAGUGAAUAAUGUUCAAUGUCAAGAAGGAGCAGUUAUUAACAACAGAAUGGAUGAAAUUGACAAAAAGGUGUCCGACUUGGUAACAAAAGUGAAUAGUCAUCAGUAUCAAGAAGGAGCGGAAGAAAUGGAAGUUUCUACACGUUCAACAACAAGCAGCAUGGAUUUAAGCACAAUGUUCGCGGCUAUGAUGGAAAAAAUGGAAACAGCCAACAAGAACCUGGAAGCGAAAUUGAACGAAAAUUCGAAACAGCUUGCGGAGGUUAAAACUGAACUUCUAGCUGAAGUCAAAGAAGAAUUUCAAGAAACAUCUAGAGUCAACAAUGAGAAACUUCUUGCCGACAAUGAGAAACUUCGUUCUGAGGUUAAAGCUGAAGUCAAAGAAACUAUUAAACACUUAGCGGAAAUGGAAGCGAAACCUCAAGAAUCUCUUAGAGUAACAGAUGAGAAAAUUCAGGAAAUGUCUGAGGUUAUUAACUGCAGAAUGGAUGUCAUUGAUAAAAAGGUUUCGGACUUAGAAACAAAAGUGAAUAAUGUUCAAUGUCAAGAAGGAGCAGUUAUUAACAACAGAAUGGAUGAAAUUGACAAAAAGGUGUCCGACUUGGAAACAAAAGUGAAUAGUCAUCAGUAUCAAGAAGGAGCGGAAGAAAUGGAAGUUUCUACACGUUCAACAACAAGCAGCAUGGAUUUAAGCACAAUGUUCGCGGCUAUGAUGGAAAAAAUGGAAACAGCCAACAAGAACCUGGAAGCGAAAUUGAACGAAAAUUCGAAACAGCUUGCGGAGGUUAAAACUGAACUUCUAGCUGAAGUCAAAGAAGAAUUUCAAGAAACAUCUAGAGUCAACAAUGAGAAACUUCUUGCCGACAAUGAGAAACUUCGUUCUGAGGUUAAAGCUGAAGUCAAAGAAACUAUUAAACACUUAGCGGAAAUGGAAGCGAAACCUCAAGAAUCUCUUAGAGUAACAGAUGAGAAAAUUCAGGAAAUGUCUGAGGUUAUUAACUGCAGAAUGGAUGUCAUUGAUAAAAAGGUUUCGGACUUAGAAACAAAAGUGAAUAAUGUUCAAUGUCAAGAAGGAGCAGUUAUUAACAACAGAAUGGAUGAAAUUGACAAAAAGGUGUCCGACUUGGUAACAAAAGUGAAUAGUCAUCAGUAUCAAGAAGGAGCGGUAUGGAAUAUCGAGGUUAUAGCAGAAAAUGAGAGAAAUAUAGUCAGUGAAAUAAAAGAGGCAGUUUUAGAGGCUUUAAAUGAGAAGCAAGGUAAAGCUAAAAUCAAAUGCUAUAACUGCGGAAAAACUGGUCAUAUUCAGCGAAACUGCAAAGCAUCGAGAAAACGAGCCAGAUCUGUUUCGCCAAGAAACGAGCAGCAGGCGAAUCGUAGUUCAUCACAAGAGUCACCUUUAAACUAA
This is a messenger RNA of Calliphora vicina (urban bluebottle blowfly), 2322 nucleotides long. Its product is annotated as structural maintenance of chromosomes protein 4-like. NCBI's taxonomy places the organism in Eukaryota, Metazoa, Arthropoda, Insecta, Diptera, Calliphoridae. Gene Ontology annotation, molecular function: zinc ion binding; nucleic acid binding. The transcript is spliced from 5 exons. The record is from RefSeq and is a predicted model, not a curated record. Bases 1 to 2322 code for a protein of 773 amino acids.